Ostertagia ostertagi is the source of this 2622-nucleotide messenger RNA. The record is from the annotation of a GenBank genome assembly. Lineage: Eukaryota; Metazoa; Nematoda; Chromadorea; Rhabditida; Trichostrongylidae.
AUGAGUGAAGAUCAGCAAUCUCAUGACAUCGCGGAUGGGGAGGACGCUGAAGACGUGGAGCGUAGUUGGAUUCAUCAAGUGGAACAUGAAGAAACCAUUGCUCCCGAGGCAGUACAUGAGGAAGAAAUCGAAGAGUUCAUUGAAGUUGAUGGUGUUGUCGAUGAUCAUGACAUUGGGCAAAACGUUCUUUUGCAUCCCAACAAAGUCGGCUCCCAUGGCAUACAUAUUCCAGGGCGACAAAUUUAUUAUGCUGAUAGCUCUGCGUCAACUGGUGAAGAGCUUUGCAUGAAUUUGCCGGAUCUUUUGAGCCGAACAAUUGUAUUCACGAAUGGCUCGAAAAUGUUCCUGUGUUUUUCGAAAAGAUGUCGAAAACAACUCGCUUUUGAGGGACAUCUUUACAACAUAAAUGGAUUUGUUAAACCGGCAAACUGGAACCUCUGGCGCUGUGCAAAUCCGUCGUGUAGAGGAGCCAUUCGUACGUCUCCUAAUAUAACAGAAUUACGCGUUCGUGAACCACACUGUAGCUCUUGUCGUCCGGAUGAUAUACAGAUCAGGUUACGAAUAACGGUGUACGACCUCAGAUUAAUGGCAGAAUUCACCGAUCUACCUCUCGACGCCUUAUACCAUGCAUACCUUGACAAAGUGAUGAACGAACAUACGGAUAUUGUGCAUCUUUUUCCAUCCUUUGAAACUCUUCGUUGUAAUCUGGAAGAUCAUCGAGCUAAUCUUUGUUUUUAUAUUCGAUUCAUCGUGAUCUUGAUUUUGAAAAUGAAUUAUGCGUUGCAGAUUUAUCGGAAAAGAUUUGCGGGCGAAGCACGCGAGACCGAUUCUCAAGCCAUGUACUAUGAUUCUUACGGGGUUGGUGCUGGAAAUGGUACAGCGAAGUUCCGACGCACAAAGCCGUUUCCUCCAGCAUGGGUUCUCGGACUACAAUUAUCACCAAGCAAGUACCGCAUGAAGAAAUUGUGUCUGCAUGACGAACACAUGUACUAUUUAUGUCAAAACGAUGUUCGUCAUUUCAAAAAUAAUCGAGCUGGCGUUCCGGAGAUGCACUGCACUGCUUUCAUUCGAGUUCUUGAUUGGCGGCUCAUCAUUCAAGGCGAGCUUAACGAAGUUGUGGUAGACUAUUGUCUGGAUCACUUCUAUCACGGUGGUAUGUUACUUGUUCAUUCCUUUCCUUGCUAUUAUUCCUUCUUUCCGUUCCUAAUUUGGUAUUCUAUGACUCCCAUAGAGCAUUUGCCAACGUCUAAACCUGUUGAUUACUUUACUCCAGAGGUAUUUAUGCGCGACCUGGCAAUAAGACGUGAACGUACACAACAACUUAUUCAAGACAAAGGCUUACAGAGAAUCAAACGGAGAAAUCAACCGCCUUCAAUUUCUAUAAAUCCAUCGUUGAAAAUGAGGAAAAUCGAUAACACUCCGCGUGGUCGCUCACCCCAGGAAAACUAUUAUGAUAGCCGCAACGAGUGCGAUCCGGGAGACAGUGAUGAAUGGGUAGGGAACCCUGAGAGCGUCUUCGGCUCUUCGCGUGCUCAACAGCGUCAAAAGGUUGUCCAGCAGUUGACACACGAGGAGCCUACAGGGAAAUUUCAUAGUCGCGACAAGGAAUCAUACGUACCAUCUUAUAUCACGAGACGAGAGAAUUUCUUCGACGCAGAAACGUACAAUACUGUAUUACAGUUUGAAAUGACUUGUGACAUGCUAAAGGAACGCAUGCAGUAUGUUCGCGCUAUUCAAGCAGCUAACCAUUAUCUUGGAAGGCUAACGCAUAUCCUUGAUGAUGUGAUGGCUGAUCCUGAAUGUGCUCCAUCAUCAUCUACGGCAGAUGGAGUUUCAGUUUCGAACCCUGCCGCUCUUCAUGAUGGUCCUCCGAUUGGUGAUAUACUACGAGACGCGUUGUACAAAAGUAAAGUUCCACGAUAUGAUCAGAAUUUAUUACGAGGAGUACGACGGAGAAGUGAGUCGCUAUAUUUUCAUUCAAAAAAAGAUGGUCAAAUGAAUCUAAUGCUUCUAUCAUUUUCGCAUUUCCAGGCAGCCGUUCCAAACGAGAAAACGUUCAGUUUAGCUCGUGAAACCAAAAAUGAACUAGAAGAAAGUCUUCCGCUUCGACAAAAGGUUUUGGUGCGAAGGGGUGACAAUGGACAGAUUGUUGUCGUGAGGCGUACCAUACUUGGAAAGGUGCGAAAGGUGGUUCCAAGUGAUGAAGUGACUACGAGGGAAGUGGACGAGCAUCUUCACCCAUUACAACAACGACAGGAACCGGACAGUAGGCAAAGAGAAGAGGAUAGAGGUUGUACAUCAAGCGAAGGGACAUCAAGAGUUGUCCAAUCAAACAGGAAACAGGAAGAUGGUCCUCCGAUUGGUGAUAUACUACGAGACGCGUUGUACAAAAGUAAAGUUCCACGAUAUGAUCAGAAUUUAUUACGAGGAGUACGACGGAUGGCUUAUCAGACUCUCAGUGUACAAAGUAAUCCUUCCGCCGAAGAAGAAGCGAGGAGAUUCGUACAGAAGUACUCUUCUAAAGGAGAAGAGUCCAAUGUGACUCGGCGUCCUCGAGGUCGUCCACGGAAGUACCCGUGCGUGACGGGAAACCUUUUCGGUGCUUGUAAAUAUAAUAAAUAA